This is a messenger RNA of Sceloporus undulatus (fence lizard), 1993 nucleotides long. RefSeq names its product ssu-2 homolog (gene SSUH2). The record is from RefSeq and is a predicted model, not a curated record. The transcript has 10 exons. NCBI's taxonomy places the organism in Eukaryota, Metazoa, Chordata, Lepidosauria, Squamata, Phrynosomatidae. Bases 118 to 1146 code for a protein of 342 amino acids.
UUGAAACAAGCAUCACUAUUAUAAGACAUUUUCCACUAGUUUCCAAGUCUCCUUUGUUAUUCUGCUUGCUUGCUGGUAUCAGGAAAUCCUUGAAAAGCAAUACUAAUUCUUCUUUAAAUGCUCCAAUUAGGCAGGAAAAAAAUAGUUCCACCUCCAGAGAUGACGCAAAAGUUUAGUAUACAGAGAAACAACUCAGUGUUUCUGGAAUGCAGGAUCCCCCAAAUGACAGAAGACAUGGCCAGGACUGCACUCCUUAGCUUUGUCAAUUCCAAAUGUUGCUAUGGCAGCAGAGCAGCGGGAGAGUUAGUCAUUCAGGAGCUGAAGCGGCAGACAUUGUACAGAUAUCGACUUGAGACCUUUAAUGAAACAAGAUUAUGCGAAUGGACUUUUGAACCUUAUACCAAUACUUUGGUAGAUGGACCUCAAAAUGGUACAUCCCCUCAACCAUGGGAUAUUAAAGUCCAAGUACCAAAGAUGUUUCAGGAAGACACAAAAAAGUUUCGUGUACCUCAUUCUUCUUUAGUCAAGGAAUGUCACAAAUGCCAUGGACGAGGUCGAUACAAGUGUAGUGGAUGCCAUGGUGCAGGCAGAAUGAGGUGUGUUACAUGCAGUGGAGCCAGGCAUAAAGCAAAAGCAAAAUAUCUGCAACAUCCGAAGAGGUGCCAGAUGUGUUCAGGCACUGGUCGUAAGAGGUGCAGCACUUGUUCUGGAAGAGGAAAUAAGACAUGUACAACCUGCCAAGGAGAGAAAAAGUUGCUACACUUCAUCCAGCUGAUAAUAACUUGGAAAAACAACAUAUAUGAAUUCAUUUCUGAACAUGAGUUGAACUUUCCAAGGGAACUGCUCAACAAAGCCAUGGGAGAGAACAUUUUUAAAGAUGAAAACACUCUGGUAUAUCCCCUUGUUGACUUUCCAUACACUCAGAUCUCACUGGCCUCACAAAAGGCUAUUGCAGAACAUAAUGCCAUAUUCUCUGGCACAUCUCGCAUUCUACAGCAGCGACAGACUGUUGAGUUAAUUCCUGUCACUGAAGUCCACUACCUGUAUGCCCAGGAGAUGCACCUUUAUUAUAUCUAUGGAAUGGAGAACAAAGUCUACGUCCUGGACUACCCAGAAAGAUACUGCUGUGGUUGCAACAUCCUCUGACAAAUGAAUGCUUUGUGAGGCUGUUUCCUGGGCCAUAAGCCAUUCUUAUGGGCUGUGCUAUCCAAAUGACAAGGGGUGGUGAAGCAGGAGCUGAGUGCAAAUGGACUCACUCUUUAAUACUAGGGUGAACAAUGUUAUCUUACUUGCUCAGAGUAGGCAUCCCUUAAUUAUAGCUCCCCCGAUUUGAUGACACAGUUUCAACAGUUAAUAUUAAUGUACCUCCUAAAGUUUGAGUUUUUAACAUGUAUCCUCUAGAAAAAGACAUUUUAUCUGGGGGUGUAAGUAAUGGAGGCAGGAAGAAUGUCAGUAAAUUCUCCAAUAAUCUGUAAUAUUUUUUUCAAUAAUUUUAGAAUUCUCUGCCUUGAUUGAUGUGUUUUUCUUUAAAAUUUAGAUUGCUUUACAUUUCAUUUGAGAUCAGUAGCGAGAUGACAAAGUCAAGACAGCUGUUUGCUCUUGUUCAGGACAUUAAAAAUAAAAGUAUAUAAAAAUAUAUAGCAUGUACCUUCUUUUACAAAAGGUUACACACAUAUAGUGACAUGCUAAAUUAUGAGAUGAUCUGUAAAGUAUUUUAUGUCAGUAGAGUAUAUUACCACAUUGGGUACAAAAUCCUUUUAUUUGACAAAGAAAAUAAUAACUAUCUCUCAGAUUUCCAUUUGCUGUGUGUAUGACCAUUUGAUUAAAAAUGGGCUGUGAUAUUAGGCAGAAGGGGUGGGGCAUCAUGAUAUCUAUCUGCAUGGCAUUUAAAAGUAUUUAUAUAUAAGCUAGGAGAGGCAAAAUCGGUGCUGGUUUUCUACUGGAUCUCAAGAAAUUGUGUGUUCUAAUACGAUACAAUAUACUUCAUUGGCUG